This is a messenger RNA of Phycodurus eques (leafy seadragon), 4976 nucleotides long. RefSeq names its product unc-5 netrin receptor Db (gene unc5db). Gene Ontology annotation, cellular component: membrane. Gene Ontology annotation, biological process: netrin-activated signaling pathway. The coding region runs from base 173 to 2998 and encodes 941 amino acids. The record is from RefSeq and is a predicted model, not a curated record. The transcript has 17 exons. Gene Ontology annotation, molecular function: netrin receptor activity; protein binding. Lineage: Eukaryota; Metazoa; Chordata; Actinopteri; Syngnathiformes; Syngnathidae.
ACAGCCAAAGAGAGGAGAAGAUGCUUUUUCUCUUUCCUGCAGCUGUUCAGCCCUUACGCUCAUUUCUUUUCUCUCAGCACCACAAAGGCGACACUUGCCGGCUUUACAGACGGAACGGACGGAGUUGAUCAUUUAUCAUCACUCGCCGAACUGUGGACCACCCCGCGUCGGUAUGGGUGCGCUGAAUAAAGGACGCCACGUUUAUACUGCGGCUCUUCUACUUUGUGUUUAUUGCACGUCAUCCGUCAUCUCCAAAGGUGCUACAGGGGAUGCUCAGCCAGGCAUCCAACCCGCAGUGCAGAGCACCCUGCCGCACUUCAUUCAGGAGCCAGAGGACGCCUACAUAAUCAAGAGCAAUCCCAUUAAACUGCGCUGUCGAGCCACACCUGCCUUGCAGAUCUUCUUUAAAUGCAAUGGAGAAUGGGUUCACCAGAAUGAGCACUUCUCCCAUGAGUAUAAGGACCUCAACACUGGACUCAAGGUGCGAGAGGUGAUGAUCAACGUGUCCCGUCAGCAGGUAGAGGAUUUCCAUGGCCCAGAGGACUUCUGGUGUCUCUGUGUGGCGUGGAGUCACCUAGGUACCUCCAAGAGUCGCAAGGCUACUGUUCGCAUUGCCUACCUGAGAAAAAACUUUGAGCAGGACCCCCAAGGGAAGGAAGUGCCAAUCAAUGGGAUGAUCGUUCUGCACUGUCGCCCUCCAGAGGGAGUGCCUGUGGCAGAGGUGGAAUGGUUGAAGAAUGAAGAGGUGGUCAAUUCCCAAACCGACGACAACAUCGACACUAGGGCAGACCACAACCUCAUCAUUAAUGAGGCUCGUCUCUCGGACUCGGGCAACUACACCUGCAUGGCCAGCAACAUUGUGGCCAAGAGACGCAGUACUACAGCCACUGUGACAGUCUUUGUUAAUGGUGGCUGGUCCCUGUGGACAGAGUGGUCACCUUGUAAUGUGCCAUGUGGGCGAGGUGUGCAGAAGAGAUCGCGUACCUGUACCAACCCAGCACCGCUGAACGGUGGAGCUUUCUGCGAGGGAAUGUCUGUGCAGAAGAUAUCAUGCAACGCCCCAUGUCCAAUCGAUGGAGGCUGGGGUGAAUGGAGUGAAUGGACCAUAUGCAGCAGCCAGUGUGAAAGACAGCGAAGUCGAGAGUGCAACUCCCCAGCACCCAAACACAGAGGCAAGAUGUGUGACGGGAGCUCAGAGGCCACUGAGAACUGCACAGAUGGACAGUGUACCCAGAAUCGAAAGCUGCUACAUGAUGUUAAACCUCAAAGUGUGGACAGUUCCAAUGACGUGGCUCUGUACUCUGGCUUGGGAGCUGGUAUUAUUGCCGUGGGUAUUCUGGUAGUGGCUGUCAUGCUGUACAGGAAGAACCAGAGCGAGUAUGGCGUAGAUGUCAUUGAUUCCUCUGCGCUUGCCGGAGGGUUUCAGUCUUUUAACUUCAAGACCACCAGACAAGGAAACCCCUUACUUCUCAACUCCUCUAUUCCGCCAGACUUAACUGUGGGACGCACCUAUAGCACUUCCCUGUGCUUCCAGGACGGUGCAGACAAAGAGCUUUUUGACCCCUUGCCAGACAUCAAAGUGAAAGUGCAGAGCUCAUUCAUGGUCUAUGGUGUGGUGGAGCGGUCCGAGCUCCAUGCCAAAGCCCCCGUUGAGACUUUCCCACGGGACCUGAGCCAGGAUUACUGCAGCUCAAUGGACAGACGCAAUAAAGGUCUACUCACCUUCAAUGGACCUUUGAGCAUCAGUAAAGAGCAGCUGAGGACUACUGGUGUGUUUGGUCUGCCCGGAGGACGGCUGGUGCUGCCGAACACUGGAGUCAGCCUGCUGGUGCCUCAUGGAGCUGUGGCUGAAAAUAUGUCCUGGGAGAUGUACAUGGUGAUCAGUCUGGGAGAGGCAAGUGUCAGUACUCUGGAAGGCUGUGAAAUCCUCCUGAGCCCCGAGGUGAUGUAUGGUCCUCCCGGUCUGGACCUAUCCUGCCCAGUGGCCAUGACCCUGGCUCACUGUGCUGAGGUAGACUCUGAGAACUGGAACAUUCAGCUCAAGAGGAGGACCCAGGGCAGUAAAUGGGAGGAGGUGAUGUUGGUGGAGGAUGAGUCUACUUCAUGUUACUGCCUAAUGGACUCGACAAGCUGCCACUUGCUGCUCAACCAGCCAGGCUCCUACGCCCUCGUGGGCGAGCCCCUGACACAGGCUGCCAUCAAGAGGCUAAAGCUGGCUGUGUUCGGGAACAUGGAGGGCACUUCUAUGAACUACAGCCUGCGGGUGUACUGUGUGGAUGAUACGCCACAUGCCUUUCAGGGAGUGGUGGCAGCUGAGAAGAGUAGAGGGGGUCAGCUUCUCGAGGAGCCGAAGAUGUUGCCUUUUCGAGCGAACACCUUCAGCCUACAGGUGUCUAUCCAGGAUGUCCCCCAGUUCCUUUGGCGCAUCAAACCCUUUACCACCUGUCAGGAAUUCUCCUUCCCUCAAGUGUGGUGCAGCAACCGGCAGCCUCUGCACUGUGCCUUCUCUCUGGAGAGAUACAGCCCAGGCACCACGCAGCUCUCCUGCAAAAUCAGCGUGCGGCAGGUCAAAGGCCAUGAACAGAUUCUGCAGGUUUACACAGCUGUUGGCAAGACUGAAAAGGAAUUGGUUCCAAUUUUCAUGCAGACAGACUGCACCAUCACCUCUCAGACGGGGCCCAAGGCUUUCAAAAUCCCCUUAUCCAUCCGCCAGAGGAUUUGCGCCACCUUUGACACUGCCAACGCCAAGGGCAAGGACUGGCAACUCUUAGCCCACAAACUCCACUUAGAUCGAAACCUUGCUUAUUUUGCAAAGCAGCAGAGUCCCUCAGCCGUCAUACUGUGCCUAUGGGAGGCUCGCCACCAGGACACAGCUGACCUUGACUCUCUUGCCAGUGCCCUUGAGGAAAUUGGCAAGAUUCACCCCAAAAGUUCCCCCAGGGAUCCGGAUGAGCAGGAGACUGACUUGAAUCAAAUGCAGGAGAGCAGUCUGAGAUGAAUCUCCACAUUUGCAAAUCAUAAGGCAGAAGGUUCAGCAUCUCAAUAUCCAGGCUGAAGGAAGAACAUCAAGCUGUCUUGAGUACACACAAUGAAGUGUGGUGGUGUGGCGCAAUGUGUCAAUGUAGACACAAUGAUCUGUCUCAACAUGGAGAGAUUCGGCUUUACCUGCUGUGGAUUCUACUACUACUGUCCUCUUUAUUAAGCAGCCUACUACCGCUACUGCUAAUCAACUUCACUUUAUUCUUUGUUUACAACUUAAUUUUAUGUAUUCCGUCCUAGUGGAUUGGUCGGAGAGACAGAUAUUGUGUGUCUAGUAGUUUUUGAUUUGCCGUGAGAACAAACGCGAUAUCCACCUUAGUAUUGGCAGAAGAUACUAAUUGCAUACAGUAAAUGUUGUAUUUGUGAAAAUUCAAAGAAUUGGAUCAUAUUCAUCUCUUAAAACUGUCCUGAAGAUCUAGUUCUAUUUUCAGACUUUGAGCAUAAUAUAUGUUGUAUGAUAAAAUGAUGGUAUACUUUCCAUCAUCUUCGCCACAGGUGUCAAACUCAAGGCCCGGGAGCCAGAUCCGGCCCGCCACUUGAUUUUAUGUGGCCCGCGAAGGAAAAUAAUGUGUGUCAACUUCCAUGAUUCUUGUUCAAAUCUGUCAUAUAUCAUAAGUGAUAAUGUUGAGAUACUGCAAGCAUUUUUGCGUUACCAAACAUGAACAAUAGUUGAAAAACCCAUUACCCUUGAUUUCUGAUUCCAAAACUAUUUCAUAAAUUGCGCGUGUAAAUAUGAUGAGGCGAUUAAAGAUUUUUAUGGUUUCACAGUCAUAAUGGCCCUCUUGAGGGAAACCAUAACUACAAUAUGGCCCGCGACAAAAAAGAGUUUGACACCUCUGAUCUACACUAUGGCAGCAUGGUUAGAGAGUGACUGCCUGACAUUCUCGCAUUGUCCAGUGGUUGAGUGAUUGCAUAUCGCGUUUUUACAGAGUUUUUUUCACUGCCUGAAAAAGGGAGCUGUCGGGGCUACAUGACUGUGGCUUAUCAACCAAUUACACCGUUAAGAGCUGUCACGUUGACUUCACAUGAGCACACCAAACAAAAUUCCAUGCAUCUCCAUUUUCCUGGGGUAGCAGGAAGACUCGAAAACUGGAAAUAAAAUAUAUUCACAAUAUAUUUUGACACCCCCAAAGGUUUGAGAUUAUUCCGACUGUGCUAGUCCGAUCACAGAUCAGAACAGUAAAAAUCAAUACAAUAAAACAGGUAGGAAUUGCAGAAAUACACUACUCCAUAUUACUCUGUUAGUUUCUGUUUAGUUUUCUUUCCAUAUCAUUGUUAUAUUUGACAGACUUAUUAAGUUCACCUAAAAAGAGGAAAGGCACGUGGCGUUUAUAAAUGAUUACAUUAAUGAAUUAUUUACUGACUGCGGGAAGAAAUUAGUAUACCGUAUAUUGACUGACCUUUGCAACCAACCAAGUCAAAUAAUUUAAAUCUUUCCAAAUUGCAUGGUUAGUGCCUUAACCGAAUAUAAACCAUACAAUGUCGUUGCCAUGAAGUAACAUAAAUGUGUGUUGAAGGCAACACAUUAGGUAUAUGUACGGUAAAUUUCCUUCAGAGCAACAAAAUAUACUGAAUAUCAGGAAAUUAACAAUCACAGUACUUGUGACCAUGUGCAGGCAUACUGAAUGAUUAAUGGAGUUACGUGAAGGAGCUGCAUGCUCCUAUGUAACACCUGGUUCAUCAGUGUUAUUCGGGAAAUUGGUAAUUAACAGUCUGUGUUAACCGGUGUCAAAACAUCUUCACUUAAAAAUUUAUUACGCACUUGAAAUUUGGAGCCGCACUUUAGAUGUAUGCCUUACGGUUUGUUUAACAAAUAUUCUCUGGGAAAUAGCCAGUGGCGACUGCUUGGAAAAGGGGAGGCACUAUUGUGGUAUAGUUGGAAUUCUAUCCAUCCAUCCAUCCAUCCAUUUUCUGAGCCGCUUCUCCUCACUAGGGUC